AUUGUUGUUAAUUUGUGUGUUAUUGUAGUAGUAAUUGAGGUUUAUGACAUAGAUGAAGAAAGAGCUUAAUAAAAAGUGUAUCAAAGUCAUAUUUCGUAUAAAUUGGCUUCAAUUAAAAACGCGAUACACAAUUUAAUUUGUGAAUAGAAUCGUUAAUACAGUCAAAUUCGACAACAAACAAAACCAAAUCAGAAAAUUAAAAAAAUAACGUUUAGUUUUCCCCACAAAGAAUAUGACAAAUCAUGAUAAUGUAAUGAUGAAUAAUAAUGAUCAUAAUAAAUAUGCAAAUACAAAUGAUAAAAUGAAUUGUAGUACAAAUGUACAAAAAGUGAAAAAUAUGUUACAAAAACGUGAUCUACCACAAGUGCACAAUAACUCUUUCAAUUAUGCUAAGCACUCGUCCAAUGUGUCCAAUUUGAGCUGUAAGACCAGAAUGGGUUCAAAACUCAAAUUGGGUUUGGGCGUCAAUGCUCAGACUGGACGUUUACAAUGGUGUCCUGGAUUUACUUGUUGUAAACUUUUGAUUAUUAUUCCAGUCAUAAUGCUGCCCAUAACUUUGGUUUUGAUUCUACUCAUGCGUAUGGACGGUAUGCUUAUGGCCCUGCAAAUGCACCAAAAGUAUAGGCCACAUUCGAGGUAUGAACAGGAACCUGUUUAUCUGGAAGAUUAUGAUAGUUCUUUGGACAAUGAUCCCUUUCAAGACAUGAUCAAUGAACAGCUGCUGGUGCCUGUAGAUAAAAAGAAAUUGCGCAAUGAGGCGGAGAGGAUUAAACGAUGUAUAUCCUUCAAAUUUGGUCUAAGCGAAACUAUGGAUAUGGAAGAUCGUGACAUUAUGAAAGAUGCACGCACAUCAUUUUUACCACGAGAUACUACUGCUAUACCCAGAGAGUGUUUGGAAAAUUUAAAUUACAAUACCCACAUGAGCUACAAAGAUUUUGAAUUGCAAGCCUUAAUGGAAUCGUAUGGCAGGCGUAGACUAAGAAGAGAUAAGGCCGAAGAAGCAGGCAACACCGCCGAUGAAUUGGACCACAGUAAUGAUGAAAAUUCCCACGAUGAGUCUUCUAAAUCUGAAAACGAUGAAGUUGGUUUCAUUGCAACUACUUCCAGUUUACAAACAUUUUGGAAUGCCCAGGGCACUAAGGAGACUAUACGCGAAGCUCAAGCUCGCACCAUGAAGAAGUAUAUGGAUGAGUCUGUAGAGCCUUGUGAAGAUUUCUAUAAAUAUGUUUGUGGUAAUUGGGAAAAACAUCAUCCCAUACCCAAAGACAAGGCAGGCUUCGAUACUUUCGAAAUGUUACGCGAAAAUUUAGAUGUGGUAUUGAAGGAACUAUUGGAAUCCAAGACACAUGAAACUUCUCAAGUACCCACCAAAAAGAUACAACAUAUUGAGUCCAAUACCUAUGAACAAUUGCCCAAUACACAGGCAGAUAUAGUCAAGAAUCUGCAGGAAGAAAGUAAUCAAGAGUUACAAAAGGAAAAGAUCAGGGAGCACAUAGUACAAAAACGUAAUGUUCUAGGACAAAUUUUAAUGCGCUACCGCCGCCAUAGUUUGUUCACAAAUACAAAGAGAAAACGAUUCACCGGCAAUCAUACUGCUGAAAUACAUCAUUCUCUAACGCAUACUAAACAUCAUGGCAAUUCUCACACAGACUUGCACAAUUCCCAGGAGCAUUUCCCCGGCCAUGAACAGGAUAUUUCGCAAAUAGAUGCCCAAAUCAAAGCCAGACAUUUAUAUCAAUCGUGUACAAAUAACAAGUUACUAGAAAAAAGAGGUAUACAACCCCUGUUGCAUCUUGUAGAGAAUCUAGGAGGAUGGCCAGUUCUAGAUCCAAAGUGGAAUGCUCAGAAUUUCGAUUGGCUCAAUCUGACGGCUCAUUUAAGGCGCUACAAUAACGAUAUACUUAUAGUGCAAUGGGUGGGACCGGAUAUAAAGAAUUCCGAUGAGAAUAUUAUACAAUUUGAUCAAACCAAUUUGGGUCUGCCCACGCGAGAAUAUUAUUUACAAGAUGUGAAUGCUAAAUAUUUGCAUGCCUAUCAAAGAUUUAUGUCGGAAGUAAUGUACAAACUGGGUGCUCCCAAGGUAACCGCCAUGAAAACUGCAGCAGACCUAAUAAUCUUCGAAACCCAACUGGCUUCAAUUACAGCUCCAGCUGAAAAACGUCUAAAUGUCACUAAGCUCUAUCGUAGAAUGACCAUAAGUGAGCUGCACAAUAGAAUACCGGAAAUAGAUUGGUCACGUUAUUUGACCAUCUUGCAACAAAGACCUAUAGAACCCAGUGAAGAGAUUGUUAUUUAUGCCACAGAUUAUAUGGAAGAACUGGUAAAUCUUCUCUCCGAUACAGAUUCGAAAACUAUAGCCAAUUAUCUCCUCUGGCGUUUUGUACGUCAUCGUAUAAACAAUGUAGACGAUCGCUUCGAUGAUGUCAAGCAAACCUUCUAUCAUGCUCUCUUCGGGCGAGAAGAAAGUCCCUCGCGCUGGAAGGUGUGCAUUUCACAAGUGAAUACUAAUAUGGGCAUGGCUUUGGGUUCCAUGUUUGUGCGUAAAUAUUUCGAUGAAAAUAGUAAAAAGGACACCUUAAAAAUGACCCACGAAUUGCAGCAGGCUUUCCGUGAUAUUCUCCAAACCACCGAUUGGUUAGAUACACAAACCAAACAUUUAGCCGAACUGAAAGUCAAUGCCAUGUCUCUGAAAAUUGGUUAUCCAGAUUUUAUACUCAACACAGAUGAACUCAAUGCAAAGUAUGCAGGCAUUAUUAUAGAUCCUGAUAAAUAUUUUGAAAAUACUCUCAAUGUUUUGUUGCAUACCACGAAAACCGAACAGAACAAAUUAAACGAACCGGUCAAUAAGACUACUUGGCAAACGGCUCCUGCUAUAGUGAAUGCUUAUUAUAGUCGUAAUAAAAAUCAAAUAAUGUUUCCGGCUGGCAUAUUGCAGCCGCCAUUUUAUCAUCGUCAUUUUCCUAGAUCACUGAAUUUUGGUGGUAUUGGUGUGGUAAUUGGUCAUGAGUUGACGCAUGGCUUCGAUGACAAGGGUCGUUUGUUCGAUCGCAAUGGCAGCAUACAUAAAUGGUGGUCAGAUACAGCCAUUAAGGGUUUCGAUGAGAGAGCCAGAUGUAUUAUAUCACAAUAUGGAAACUAUACGGUGGGAGAAGUUGGUAUUGCAUUGAAUGGUGAAAGUACACAAGGUGAAAAUAUUGCCGACAAUGGUGGCAUACGACAGGCAUUUCAUGCCUACAAAAAAUGGCUAAAAGAAAAUCCAGAGGAAGCAGUAGAUGAACGUUUGCCCGGUAUCAAUAUGACGGGUGAACAAUUAUUUUUCCUAAACUUUGGACAAGUGUGGUGUGGUGCCAUGAGACCAGAAGCCGUACGCAAUAAACUAAACACAGCCAUUCAUAGUCCGGGCAGAUAUCGUGUUAUAGGAACAUUAUCCAACUCGGUCGAUUUUGCAAAACAAUUCAAUUGUCCACUGGGAUCGCCCAUGAAUCCAAUGCACAAAUGUAGUGUAUGGUAACAAAGGAUCAAGAAAAAUUAACAAAAACAAAACGAAAACGAAAAAACAAACUACAAACAAUGAGCGUUAAAUGUUAAAGACCUCAAUUGAAUAAGAAUUACAAAUUUAUACAGUAUUUUUUUCAUUCAGCAACAGCAUUGUCAUCAUCAUUAUUCUCAAGAGUUUCAUUAUAUGUAUGUAGGAAGAAGAAAUUGUCGAAUUUUAUGUUCCUUUACACGAGCAAUCACAUAUGUAUAUAGCCACUUGGAACAAAAGCAACGACAACAAACCUGAACGUUCGUUGUAUUCAAAUGUAUUUUCUCUUCUUUUUUUAUAUUUAAACUACGGUUCAUCAGCGAUACGUUUUACGAGGUUGCUUUCAUCUAAAUUGUCAUCAAUUUAAAUUGUUGCCCCCAUAGUGUAGCCAGCAAUUGCUUCAUGCUACAGACACAAACUCAUCUCACCCAACAAUAGUGGAGAAUGUAGCUGAAUCCGUUCCGUGCUGCCUAUAUAAAUACGAACAACGCAUUUCUAGCAUAUUCAUCAACCAGCAUCAAAUCAUAUUAUAAACGUAGACAACAACCGAGAAAAAGCUAUAAUAUAUAACUAUUUUUAAAAACAAAAUAGUAUUAAAUCAAAAAAACUACAAAACAACAAUAUUCCAAUGCCACAAACGAACAGUAAUUUAAGAAUUUAUUAAAACAAUAAAUAACUUUUGUAACUAUGUAUAAUUAAUAGUCCAUCAAUUGCUUAUUUUAUAUACAUACUACAUGUUUUUUUUAAGUUAGUUAAUAAUUAUUGUGAUAAUUUUAAAUUAAAAUAAAAUAAAAAUUAAAUAAAAGAAA
This is a messenger RNA of Calliphora vicina (urban bluebottle blowfly), 4335 nucleotides long. RefSeq names its product Neprilysin 4 (gene Nep4). Gene Ontology annotation, biological process: protein processing. Bases 233 to 3511 code for a protein of 1092 amino acids. The record is from RefSeq and is a predicted model, not a curated record. Gene Ontology annotation, cellular component: plasma membrane. Gene Ontology annotation, molecular function: metalloendopeptidase activity. The transcript has 3 exons. NCBI's taxonomy places the organism in Eukaryota, Metazoa, Arthropoda, Insecta, Diptera, Calliphoridae.